AUGUCGCGCCCGGAAGACAUAUUACCCCCGGACCUGCACUACAAUGACGUCGAAUCACGCAAAUACACCACCUCCUCGCGAAUCCAGCGCAUCCAAGCCGACAUGACCCACCGCGCGCUCGACCUAAUCGGGCUUACACAACCCUCGAUGAUCCUCGACGUCGGCUGCGGCUCCUGUCUUUCAGGCGAAAUUCUCUCACAGACUGCCGAAGAAGGCACACCCGCAGGCCCGCACGUAUGGGUGGGGUUCGACAUCAGCGCCUCGAUGCUGGGCGUUGCACUGGAGAAGGAAGUUGAGGGCGACCUGCUGCUGGCGGAUGCGGGGCAGGGCGUGCCGUUUCGCCCGGGAACUUUCGAUGCGGCGAUCAGCAUCAGUGCGAUUCAGUGGCUGUGUCAAGCGGAGACGAGUGAGGAUUCGCCGACUGCGAGGUUGUUCAGGUUCUUCAAUCAGCUAUAUGCGAGUCUAAAGAGAGGAGGGAGGGCAUGUUUGCAGUUCUACCCCAAGAACGAUGAGCAGAAGAAGAUGGUGGCGCAGGCGGCGAUUAAAGCUGGAUUUGGCGCUGGUCUGCUUGAGGAUGACCCCGGGACGAAGAGCGCGAAGACGUACCUUGUGCUCACAGUUGGUGGAGGCAACCUAGACGGCGACAUUACUGGUGUGGUGCGCGGCAUGGAGGGUGUAGACGUUAUGGAGACACGGCGCAAGGGUGGUCUCGAGAAAAGAGGCGUGGACAAGAAAGGCAGCAAGGGCUGGAUCCUAAAGAAGAAAGAGCAACAGAAGGCACAGGGCAAGGUUGUCAAGGCAUCGUCCAAGUAUACCGGCCGCAAGAGGAGGAUUCAGUUUUAG
Messenger RNA from Didymella exigua CBS 183.55, 843 nucleotides. RefSeq names its product S-adenosyl-L-methionine-dependent methyltransferase. Gene Ontology annotation, molecular function: rRNA (guanine) methyltransferase activity. Gene Ontology annotation, biological process: rRNA (guanine-N7)-methylation. NCBI's taxonomy places the organism in Eukaryota, Fungi, Ascomycota, Dothideomycetes, Pleosporales, Didymellaceae. The transcript is spliced from 2 exons. Gene Ontology annotation, cellular component: nucleolus. Bases 1 to 843 code for a protein of 280 amino acids. The record is from RefSeq and is a predicted model, not a curated record.